UGCAACGGGCCGUAUGUAAAGUGUCAAUCAGAUCGUUCUUCCAUUUCCCCUCACAACCAAUGAUUUUUCGGACCAGCAUUUCCCGCCAUUUCGCUGCUCAAAGCAGAAGGACAAAUCGGUUGGAGCGAGGUUUCAUUAGUCAGCUUUUAGUCCUGUUGAAACAAUGCAAGUCGACCAGAUCAGUGCAGCAAGUCCACACCCAAAUGCUCAUUCACUCAGUCCAAAUGCCCAUGCCCAAUUACUUGCUGUCCAAAAUUAUUGAACUCAAAGAUUUCAGCUACUCCACUAUUUUCUUUGCCCAAAUCCCUAUUAACAGUUAUGCUUUCAAUGUAAUGAUCAGGGGUUUUGCCACGACAUGGCAAAAGUUCGAUCUUGCUUUGGAAUUUUUUGUUAAGAUGAAAUCAUUAGGCGUAAAGCCAGACAAUUUCACGUAUCCAUUUGUUUUUGUAUCCUGCGGGAAUCUUUUAACCUCGAGAAUAGGUAGUUUAGUCCAUUGUGAGGUUGUCAAAAGUGGGAUGCUUUUGGAUUUUCAUGUUGUUCAUUCAUUGAUCACGAUGUACUCGAGGUGCAGGGAGAUGGGCUUUGCUCGGAGAGCGUUUGAUGAAAUGAGUGAGAGGGAUUCGGUGUCAUGGAAUUCGAUAAUCUCGGGAUAUUCAAGGCUGGGCUUUGCUAGAGAGGCAGUGGAAAUGUUCGGGGAAAUGAGGGAGGGAGGACUGGAACCUGAUGAGAUGACACUCGUUAGUGUUCUUGGAGCAUGUGGGGAUUUGGGGGACUUGAAUUUGGGGAGGUGGAUUGAAGAUUAUGUAAUGGAGAAAGGACUGGAACUCAAUUCCUAUACUGGUUCUGCUUUGAUUAAUAUGUAUGGGAAGUGUGGAGAAUUGGAGUCAGCGAGGAAGGUUUUUAAUAACAUGAAGAGGAAAGAAGUAGUCACUUGGAAUGCCAUGAUUACUGGGUAUGCACAAAAUGGACAGUCUGAUGAAACUCUCUUAUUAUUUGAUGCUAUGAAGGAAGCUGGGCCAGAACCUAAUGAAAUUACAUUGAUUGCAGUUCUCUCUGCAUGCGCUUCAAUUGGUGCUCUGGAUUUGGGGAAAUGGAUUGAUGAAUAUGCAACCAAAAGAGGAUUGCAGCAUAAUAUCUAUGUUGCAACAGCUUUAGUUGACAUGUAUUCUAAGUGCGGGAAUUUGGAAUAUGCAUCCAGGGUUUUUGAGAACAUGCCUCAGAAAAAUGAGGUUUCAUGGAACACAAUGAUCUCUGCACAUGCUUUACAUGGGCGAGCAGAAGAGGCACUCGCCCUAUUUCAACGCAUGUUAGUGGAGGAAAAAGCUGCAUGUCCAGAUGAUAUCACAUUUGUUGGGGUGCUUUCUGCAUGCGUCCAUGCUGGUUUGUUGGAGGAAGGCCGUCAGUUCUUUAAUUCGAUGACUUCAACUUUUGGGCUGACUCCAAAAGUUGAGCACUACUCAUGCAUGGUUGAUCUUCUAUCACGUGCCGGGCGGGUAUAUGAAGCUUGGGACUUCAUUCAAAAGAUGCCACAAAAACCAGAUGAGAUAUUACUGGGGGCAUUGCUUGGUGCCUGCCAGAAGGUAAAAAAUGUAGAUAUCGGCGAAAGGGUCGUGCAGCUUCUCUUAGAAAUGGAACCCUUGAAUUCUGGCAACUAUGUUAUCUCAUCAAAAAUAUAUGCUGAUAUGAGGAGGUGGGACGAUUGUGCUAGGAUGAGAGUCUUAAUGAAACAGAAGGGUGUUACUAAAACUCCAGGAUGUAGCUGGAUUGAGAUGGAUGGUCACCUUCGCGAGUUUCAUGCUGGUGACCUGUUAGUUGAAGAUGCAGCUGAAGUUCACCAAGUUCUCGACAUGCUGUACGAGGACAUGACAGUGGAAGAUAACAUUGAUGAAGAUCUUCUGUACAUAGACUGCCAAAUUGAAGAUGUAUAAGAAUCUCAAGACUGGAAUUUUGGAGUUUCCAGCGAAGGUGCUCUAAAGUUACUACCGACAGAACAACUGGUAUAACACUGUAAAGGGCUCUAUCAGGUAUUAUUUCACUCUUAUUGGG
This is a messenger RNA of Sesamum indicum (sesame), 2046 nucleotides long. Its product is annotated as Pentatricopeptide repeat (PPR-like) superfamily protein. NCBI's taxonomy places the organism in Eukaryota, Viridiplantae, Streptophyta, Magnoliopsida, Lamiales, Pedaliaceae. Gene Ontology annotation, cellular component: intracellular membrane-bounded organelle. Gene Ontology annotation, biological process: RNA modification. The record is from RefSeq and is a predicted model, not a curated record. Gene Ontology annotation, molecular function: RNA binding; protein binding.